Messenger RNA from Camelina sativa (false flax), 1311 nucleotides. RefSeq lists its product as uncharacterized. Gene Ontology annotation, molecular function: S-adenosylmethionine-dependent methyltransferase activity. The record is from RefSeq and is a predicted model, not a curated record. NCBI's taxonomy places the organism in Eukaryota, Viridiplantae, Streptophyta, Magnoliopsida, Brassicales, Brassicaceae.
AGAGCAGAAAUCGAAACUUGGGCGGACGAUGGAGAAAAAAAGAGAGGAAGCAGGAGAGUAUCAUUCCAAAGAUUUCGAAUGGGAAUUUCUGAAGAAUAUCGUCGAGAAGGAUCCUUCUCUCUCCCACCAUCUCCAUCAGCAGCAUCAAUACUACCACCACUAUUCCCAAAAGCAUCCUCCUCCACCAGAUUCCCAGCCAUGGCAAGAUUUUCACUCCCGUCACUCCUCCGGCAAAUUCUUCAAGGAAAGAAGGUAUCUGUUGAAGGAGUUUCCUGAGUUGGUUUCUUGUGGAGAGAACUCAAAACUUUUGGAAGUCGGUUGUGGUAAUGGCAGCACCGUGCUUCCGAUUUUACGUGGAAACAAGAACAUUACUGUAUACGCUUGCGAUUGUAGCAGUGAGGCUCUUGUUAGGACUAAAGAGAACAUUGAUCGCGUUAUUGCUUCUGUUGAUAACUUCCAUUCUUUCUGCUGUGACUUUUCAACCUCUGAGUUUCCUGAUUGGGUGGCAUGUGAUAAUUGUCGAGACCGUUCAGGAGGGAGUGUGGGGAUGCAGGUGAACUAUAGAUGUUCAUUGAAUGAACACUGCAUCGGCGGGGUGGAUUUUGUCACUCUGAUUUUUACAUUGUCGGCAGUGCCUAAAGAAAGAAUGCCAAGAGCUAUCAAGGAAUGUUUUAAUGUGCUCAAACCUGGUGGUCUGCUCUUAUUCAGAGAUUACGGCUUAUAUGACAUGACUAUGCUGCGGUUUGAGCCUGAGAAAGUUAUAGGUUUCAGGGAAUAUGUGCGGUCAGAUGGAACCCUUUCCUAUUUCUUUUGUCUCGAUACUGUCAGGAAACUAUUUAUAGAUGCUGGGUUCAUUGAGGUGGAGCUUGAAAAUUGUUGUGUCAAAGCAGUAAAUCGGAGAAAGGGUAAAAGCAUGUACCGAGUUUGGGUUCAUGGGAAGUUCCAAAAGCCAUUUUAAACUUAAGUGGAAAGGCAAGUCCUGAUCUGGUUCAAUAUGGAACGACUAGAAAGAUUUUAAAUUCUACGGAAAUAUUUUACAACUUUAUCAAUUGGCUUAUGACAAGGAUAGAAAAUGCUGAGUGUAGUUAGAUAUAAUAAAGUUAUCCAGCUUGUAACUGUCAACUCCUAUAGAAUCUAAGACUAUGUAAGUUAAGGUGCUACUAAAAUUUUUUUGCAGGUAAUUUGGUACUUUAUAAUUGUGAAUUAGCAGUAAUGAAAAAUGUUUUCUGGUGCACCUUACAAGACAUUGAUUUUUGAUUUGGGAACUGCCUAAACCACCUGAACUAUCUAUGAAGAUUGCAGAGUUUAGUU